AUGGCUAGGAGCGGGAGGAAUCGAUUCGUGCGCUGCCGCCGGCCGCAGGCGGUCCACGGUGAUGACCGGAUUAGCUCCCUACCUGACGAUCUCCUCCUCGACAUCCUGGGCCGCCUUGACACCCGCACAGUUCGCGGCUCGCGGAUGCUGUCUAAGCGCUGGGCCGGUCUCGCCCGCGAGCUCCCCUUCCUCGACUUGAGCGUCGGAGACAUACUCCCGCCGCGUUACCACCGAUGGGUCCUCCUUCAGGACUCCGAGGUAACUGACUUGGAGGAUGUAUUUGCCACGGCCAAGGUGGAGAAGUCCAUGCCUCACAUCAGGAGGUACGAGCGCCGUGCCAUGCGAGCCUUGAGAAGCUCCGUCGAGCGCCUCUUGGAUGGUGUCGGCCGGAGGGUCAGCAGGCUGACGGUUGAGUUCUUCUCGACCCACAACACUGGCUGCAUCAACCGGCUCAUUUCGACGGCAGUCAAUGCUUGGGACGUCCAUGAUCUGGUUGCCGUUGCUAAGCCAUUAUACUGGCAGCCUCGAAAAUUCCAUGCCUUCCCCAGUCAGGGCAUCUGUGAGGACCCCCGUGCAUCAUGCUUGACAAGUCUCAAGCUUGGAGGCUGCGUGAUCCCACCGCUGCACGGGCACAACGUGCUCACCGUGCUCGUCCUGCAAGACACUCCAAUAUCAACGCCCGAGUCAGCAUACGAGGGCAUCUUCACCUCGUGCCCGCAGUUAAAGGUGCUUCACCUCAUCUCCUGCUACAGCGCAGGCAAUGGGCAGAUUACGGUGGACGCCCCGGAGUCAGAGCUGAGGGAGCUUGUUGUCGACAACUGCCUCGGGUUCAUACGGAUAGGCCUCAGGGCUCUUCCCAGACUCGAGCGCCUGGCCUCCCUGGGCACCAGAGUGCGCUUUGAGACCACCUCCUUUCCCUGUCUCAGGCAAUCUAACUUCACCCUGUGCAUGGGUGUCACAAACGAAGCAGCUCGCCGAUACUUUGCGCCACUCAUGAAGCUCAAGCUUGGCUUCUUUCUCCAAGGCGUCCCGGACAUAACGGACCUGAUUAUUCGUUUCACUGGACCUGACAGAUGGAUCGUGCCAUCUGUUUCCUCCUCGUGGCCGCCACUGCUACCUAAUCUCAAACGACUACUGGUCGCAGACAUGCCUCGGUCCUGGGAUGUCUCAUGGCCCCUUCUCCUCCUUGAGACGGCGCCUUCCCUCGAGACCCUCCAUAUCCACAUUUCACCCAAGGAAGAGGAACCCAGCGGCGAUGAGAUACUGUGGCAGCCCGCCAUGCUGCCUGGGCACCGUCGCCUCAAGGAGUUUGUGAUGGUUGGUUUUGACGGGACGGAGAGGCAGGUUUACCUUCUCAGGUCUGUCAUCGGAAUGUGCAGCCCGGCGUUGCGCCUCGUCGCCGUGUUCAAGAAGGGGCAUGUUCGGGACAAGGGGCACUGGGACUGGGAGAUGGUGACGCAACAACAAUACUCACAGUGGGCCGACGAGGAGAAGGACAGGACGCUUAAGCAGAUCACGAAUAAUGGGGGUCCUUCUUCCUCGACCGCUUCUCCGGUUAUAGUUUUUGGUUGA
Molecule: messenger RNA, 1572 nt
Organism: Hordeum vulgare subsp. vulgare (domesticated barley)
Lineage: Eukaryota; Viridiplantae; Streptophyta; Magnoliopsida; Poales; Poaceae
Exons: 1
Coding region: 1-1572 (523 amino acids)
Molecular function (GO): protein binding
Source: RefSeq, a predicted model, not a curated record